Molecule: messenger RNA, 1195 nt
Organism: Xenopus tropicalis (tropical clawed frog)
Lineage: Eukaryota; Metazoa; Chordata; Amphibia; Anura; Pipidae
Gene: pkn2l.5
Product: protein kinase N2 like gene 5
Exons: 7
Coding region: 166-708 (180 amino acids)
Molecular function (GO): protein kinase activity; ATP binding; protein serine/threonine kinase activity
Source: RefSeq, a predicted model, not a curated record
GUAUAUCUGAGUACACAUUUUAUUUCUCCAAAAUAAUGUUUUUUUUUUUAUUAUCUAAAGGACUCCAAUGGUUUGGAUGUACAGACUGAAAGGCAAAGACCAAAGUACUACAUAAAUAGAAUCGAGAAAUCCUCAGAUUCUUCAGAGCGAGCACAUUGCCUUGAAAUGGCAUUACCAGCUAUCCAUCAAAGUGAGUUGGCCAGAACUCCUUCCAAAUCUAGAUCAGAAGACUAUAACAUCCUUAGUGUGCUGGGAGAAGGAUCUUUUGGACAGGUGUUUCUGGCAGAGCACAAACAUUCAAAGAAGAAAUUUGCGAUUAAGGCUAUUACAAAGAAUGUAUAUGACGAACAAGCCACUCAAAAAAUUGAGACAGAAAAGAAGAUAUUGCAAUUGGUAAAGAAGGAAAAAGCUCCAUUCCUGAUUGGCUUAGACACUUACUUUGUGACAAACUACAAUGAGUGUUUGGUUAUGGAAUAUGCCCCAGGAGGUGACCUAAGGUUACUUAUGGACAAGUAUGACCUGCCACUGAAAUGCAGCAUAUUUUAUGCAGCCUGCAUUGUGCAAGGACUGAAAUUUUUGCAUGAAAACAACAUUGUCCAUAGAGAUUUGAAGCCUGAAAACAUUUUGUUGGAUAAGAGAGGAUAUCCCAGAAUUACAGACUAUGGAAUUAGCAAAACUGGUACGUUUCCCUGGCCUCAUAUUAUAUAAAGAGAUGGUUUAUUGUGCCACAAACUAUGCUUGUUCAUAAAAUAGUAUCACCCUACAUGAAAUUUUCCACUGAUACGGAUAAGACUCUAGUUUAUUGACAAUAUGGCAGGUUCCCAAUGGGGCAGAUGUGGCUGUUCUGCACAUCAGGACCAUUUAAUUUGGUCUGAAGCGCCACGGUGCCUAUUCCUAUAUGACUCUGUGGGCAAAGUUAGUUUAUAUAUAUAAACUAUAUGUAUACACAUAUCAAGUAGGUACCUUUAAAAAUUUCUGUAUAAAUACAGAAACCAAUCUCUACAAAUCAUUUUUUACUGUAUUUUAUCAUAUUAUGGUUAAGGUCUUUUUAACUGUAUUACACUUAUGACCUACGUAUGGAGAUGUAAAUGGGAAUAGACAACAUCAAAUUAAUGUUGCACUUUUUAUGUAGACAGCUAAGGCAAGAUCUGUAUGAAUACAGGUCACUUCCACUAACUUAUGCUUUUUUUCUAUU